AUGUCAGGUGAUACUAAUAACAGUAGCAGUAAACAACGCACUAAGAAUAUAGAAGAACUAGAACGGAAGUUGGGCGAUAAUCCAAAGAUUGCUUUAAAGGGGGGAGGUAAAACAAAACUUAUGGACUUUGAGCAGUUACGUAAGCCCCAUUGCGUAAGGCCCAAUGCAAGAUUUCCAGUCGAUAAUACGGCUGGUGGUUUAUUGAGAACAGGCGGUCACAGGCCUCAACUAGGUAAUGAAGAACUAUCCAGAAGGGACUAUGAGCAGUCUCAUGAAAAAGAAGAUCAUUAA
Molecule: messenger RNA, 291 nt
Organism: Saccharomyces mikatae IFO 1815
Lineage: Eukaryota; Fungi; Ascomycota; Saccharomycetes; Saccharomycetales; Saccharomycetaceae
Exons: 1
Coding region: 1-291 (96 amino acids)
Source: RefSeq, a predicted model, not a curated record